Molecule: messenger RNA, 3384 nt
Organism: Erigeron canadensis
Lineage: Eukaryota; Viridiplantae; Streptophyta; Magnoliopsida; Asterales; Asteraceae
Product: coatomer subunit beta-1
Exons: 6
Coding region: 179-3034 (951 amino acids)
Biological process (GO): endoplasmic reticulum to Golgi vesicle-mediated transport; intracellular protein transport; intra-Golgi vesicle-mediated transport
Cellular component (GO): COPI vesicle coat; cytoplasm
Molecular function (GO): structural molecule activity
Source: RefSeq, a predicted model, not a curated record
UCCGCAACUAAGAAACGAGAUCUGAUCUCUCUCUCGCUCUGCCUGCCUCUUUCAUUGAGAUCGAUUGAUCGAUCUACUUCCCAUCAUCAUCAUUAUUCUUAUUUAUUCAAUACUUCAUUUUCCCAGCCAACAUUAACAGAUCUGUCUCUCCCCUUCCGUCUUUACACUGUCAGAAGGGAUGGAGAAAUCAUGCUCUUUACUUGUUCACUUUGACAAAGGAACACCUGCACUUGCCAACGAGAUUAAGGAGGCGCUCGAAGGGAAUGAUGAUGCUGCAAAGAUUGAUGCCAUGAAAAAAGCGGUUAUGCUUUUGUUGAAUGGGGAAACGUUGCCACAACUUUUUAUCACCAUUGUUCGCUAUGUUCUUCCAUCAGAGGAUCAUACUGUUCAAAAACUGCUGCUUCUGUACCUAGAAAUUAUCGACAAAACAGAUUCCAAAGGGAAGAUCUUACCUGAAAUGAUCUUAAUCUGCCAAAAUUUGCGAAACAAUCUUCAGCAUCCCAAUGAGUACAUUCGUGGGGUGACUUUAAGGUUUCUUUGCCGUCUUAAUGAGACGGAGAUUAUUGAGCCCUUGAUACCAUCUAUACUGUCAAAUCUGGAGCACCGACAUCCAUACAUCAGGAGGAAUGCAAUACUUGCUGUGAUGGCCAUCUACAAGCUUCCACAAGGAGAACAACUUCUGAUUGAUGCUCCAGAGAUGAUCGAGAAGGUCCUCUCGACAGAGGCAGACCAAUCUGCCAAAAGAAAUGCAUUUCUCAUGCUUUUCGCAUGUGCACAGGAACGUGCAGUUAAUUAUCUUUUGACCCAUGUUGAUAGGGUGGGAGAAUGGGGAGAAUUGCUGCAGAUGGUUGUUUUGGAGUUGAUUCGCAAAGUUUGCAGAACAAACACAGGAGAGAAAGGGAAAUACAUGAAGAUCAUUAUAUCCCUAUUGAAUGUUCCUUCUGCUGCGGUUAUUUAUGAAUGUGCUGGUACCCUCGUGUCAUUGUCCUCGGCUCCCACGGCAAUUAGAGCUGCAGCCAAUACUUAUUGCCAGCUCCUCCUCUCCCAGAGUGACAACAAUGUGAAGCUUAUUGUUCUUGAUCGCUUGAAUGAACUCAAGGCUUCUCACAGGGAAAUCAUGGUUGAUAUGAUAAUGGAUGUGCUCAGGGCACUCUCAAGCCCGAAUCAUGAUAUUAGGAGGAAAACACUUGAUAUUGUUCUUGAUUUGAUCACUCCUCGAAACAUCAAUGAAGUUGUUCUUACAUUGAAAAAGGAAGUGGUAAAAACUCAAAGUGGGGAACUAGAAAAAGAUGGGGAGUACCGCCAAAUGCUCAUCCAAGCCAUUCAUUCUUGUGCUAUCAAGUUCCCUGAAGUGGCAAGCACAGUCGUGCAUCUAUUGAUGGAUUUCUUGGGUGAUAGUAAUGUUGCAUCAGCCAUGGAUGUAGCAGUUUUUGUGAGAGAAAUUAUUGAAACAAAUCCGAAGUUGAGGGUUUCAAUCAUAACAAGGCUAUUGGACACCUUUUACCAAAUACGGUCUGCACGAGUUUGCUCUUGUGCUCUCUGGAUCAUUAGUGAGUAUUGCCUUGCACUCUCGGAAGUUGAGAGUGGAAUUGCAACCAUAAAACAAUGCCUUGGAGACUUGCCAUUUUAUAUGGCUUCAGAAGAGGGGGAUGGUAUUGAAUCUUCAAAGAAGUCUCAGCAAGUAAACUCAAUAACUGUUUCAUCUAAGAGGCCAGCUAUCCUCGCUGAUGGCACUUAUGCAACUCAAAGUGCAGCUUCUGAAACUGCUUUUUCCCCUCCUACGGUGGUCCAGGGGACAUUAACUUCAGGAAAUUCAGGAAAUUUGAGAUCUCUUCUUCUAACCGGUGAUUUCUUCCUUGGGGCAGUUGUAGCUUGCACAAUGACAAAACUUGUUUUGCGUUUGGUAGAGGUUCAGUCAUUGAAAAGUGAAGUUAAUAAAGCAUCAACUCAAGUGUUACUUAUUAUUGUCUCGAUGUUACAACUUGGGCAGUCUUCAUUUCUUCCACACCCGAUUGACAAUGACUCUUAUGAUAGAAUUGUUCUCUGCAUAAGACUGCUAUGUAAUCCUAGUGAAGAGAUUAAGAAAAUAUGGCUGCAGUCUUGCCGUGAAAGUUUUGUGCAAAUGCUUGCUGAUAAACAGCUCCGGGAAACAGAAGAACUGAAGGCCAAGGCUCAGGUCUCACAUGCACAACCUGACGAUCUCAUUGACUUCUACCAUCUGAAGAGUAGGAGGGGCAUGAGCCAGCUGGAGUUGGAGGACGAGGUUCAAGAUGAUCUAAAGCGUGCUACCGGAGAAUUUGUUAAAGAGGGAGAUGCUGCCAAUAAACUGAACCGUAUUCUUCAACUGACUGGAUUUAGUGACCCAGUGUAUGCUGAAGCAUAUGUUACUGUUAAUCACUAUGAUAUUGUGCUUGAUGUAACUGUUAUCAACCGAACCAAAGAAACACUCCAGAAUCUGUGCUUGGAAUUGGCAACAAUGGGUGACCUUAAACUUGUAGAGCGUCCUCAGAACUACACUCUUGCUCCUGAAUCAAGCAAGCAGAUUAAAGCAAACAUUAAGGUGUCCUCGACUGAGACUGGAGUUAUAUUUGGAAACAUUGUUUAUGAAACUUCAAAUGUGUUCGAGCGUACUGUUAUUGUCCUCAAUGACAUCCAUAUUGAUAUUAUGGAUUACAUAUCUCCAGCUGUCUGUAGUGAUGCAGCUUUUCGAACCAUGUGGGCCGAGUUUGAGUGGGAAAACAAGGUUGCUGUAAAUACUGUAAUUCAAGAUGAGAAGGAAUUCCUUGAUCACAUUAUCAAAUCAACUAACAUGAAGUGCCUCACUGCACCGUCUGCUCUCGAAGGUGAUUGUGGCUUCUUGGCUGCCAACUUAUAUGCUAAGAGUGUUUUUGGAGAGGAUGCUUUGGUAAAUUUGAGUAUUGAGAAGCAAGGAGAUGGUAAGCUGAGUGGGUAUAUUCGUAUAAGGAGCAAAACUCAGGGGAUUGCAUUAAGCUUGGGGGAUAAAAUCACUCUUAAGCAGAAGGGAGGAGCCUGAUUUUGAUUCUCACCAGCCUUACACAUCAAUUUGGUUUGUAUACUGAGAACAGCAUUGUACUUGGAUGUCAUAUAGAAGAUUAUUACACAAAAAUAAUGGCAUAUUUUUGGAUUUGGACUUCGUUUAGAAGAGACGAUUACUACUUAAUGUGCUUCGAAUCGUUGCAGUUGUAGUUCUUCCCGCUUAAUGGCUACACAGUUUUUUCCCCUUUUUUAUUCGGUCAUGGUAUUAAUUACUAUUUUUUGUUUGAUGCAAGAAGUUUGUAUUUUCAUAUCAUUAGAUGUUUGUGCACUAUUUUACAUAUGCUCUGCCAUUUCUAUAUCAAACGGGAUCACUCAUUCACUUGUUUA